CCGAGAUUGACAGCGCUCUGACUUCCGGUUUCACUCCGCCGUGCGCACAAGUUGCUAGUCACAGGAGCCACAAUGGCGUUUGUAGUCUCCUUCAGAUAGGGCUGUGGAUGAUAUUAAAUCCACCAGCAUCGCCCUAAAUAUAGGCCUGGUUGACUCCCAGAGCCAUUGAUAAUAAACUGGAACAUCUACUGCACACGAAAAUAUUAUGAUUUCUAAUCAAUAUUGAAUUUAUAGGGGAUAAAGGUUACAUUAAAGGGAUCAUGAAAACAGUACCAACCGGGUCAAGUUUUUCAUUUUGUUCGAGCGUCUUCUAAUGGGGACACUGGCUCGUUUCUGAAUGCUAAGAGCGUAAUUCUUUGGAAUAAAGAAAAACAAAACUCCUUUACUUAACUUGGCACCGGACACGGACAGAUCUCACAAAGGGACUUCAUUCUUUUUUUUUUUCUUCUUCUUUUUAAACGAGUCGGCUCGCUAGCUGUCGAGCGUUAGCUAGCGGUGCUAGCUACAUUGAGACGGGGGACGACAGCACAAUCCUCCUGCGUUCGGUCGGGAUCGCUUUCCGUCACUGACUUAUUCCCAAGUACAAACUUCACAGCACCGGGAGAAACCCACGGUGGCCUUUUUUGUUCGUUCGUUCCUGCUCGGACGAACUGUGCCGGCGGUCUCCGGGAUGAAGCGGCGCUGAGGACGACUGGACGCGAGCGGCCUGGUGUGUUUGUUUCGUGUAUUUUCUGCUUAGUAACACUUUAGAUUUUUUUUUUUUUUUUAAUUUUUUGGGGUGGGGGGGUCAUCUGGAGUAGCUGCCGUGCGCCUGUGAAUGACCUGCCCGGACCGCCGAGGCCCAGUCGCAGGAGAGGUACCGACGCCGGCGUGAGGGAUGCCUGGGUCGGACCGACACCAUGGGACCAAGAGGAAGCCGGAAUCGAGCGUCGGCGGCGGUGGCGGUGUGCCGCCGCAGACCCAGGCGCACGCUGCCGCGGGAGACAUGGCGAGCAAAGGCGGCAAGGUGCAGUUGAAGUCUUCGAUGUCUUCGUCGAAACGCAAGCGGCACAAAUCUACCAAAUACAACCGGGGAUCCGCGGCGGCACCGGGAACCGACGACUACACCCACGGCGAUACGGCGCCUCCUGGCGUCAACGCGGUGAAACCUCUGGUGGAGUACGAUGACAUUAGCUCCGACUCGGACACUUUCUCGGACCCGCCGUCCUCCAGGCCCUCGGAGAGGGGGGGCGCGGACCGACUCGAGCCCUCGCCCUCGCCCGACUACGACAGGGGCGAGAUCGCGAGGGAGUGCGUCGACAGGGAGAGCAAGGGGCACAGACACCCCCGGAAGAAGCCCAAGGACCCCAACAGGGUCGCGGAAUCUGGCAACGGGGAACGCGGGUACAAGAAGAAGAGCAGCAAAGACCGCGAGAAGGGGAUUUCCGGAAAGAGCAGGGAGAAGGCGGCGGCAGCCUCCUCGUCCAAGCGCCAGCUGCAGCCAGAGGCGGACGCCAAGCGCGCGGAGCUGAUGCUCUCCUCCCAGGUGCAGCCCGCGGCCAGUGUGGGCAGCACCACCUCGUCCACGUCCUCGUCGCGCAGCAAGGAGAGCGGCCGCUCGGGGAAACCUCGCAAGGACCGCCAGCAGCGGAAGGAGGUCCGCGGGGAGGGCAGCCGCGCCACCGCGCCGAGGAGCCGCGCGGACAGGAGCCACCGGAAGUCGUCCAAGGGCCACAAGGCGAGCCCCAAGGGCAAGUCCUCGGGCAGGGCCAGCCCGCGCAGGAAGGGCACCAGCUCCGCGCUGUCGCCCAGUCCCCGGAGGGGCGCCGGCAGCGAGAGCCCCCUGGCCAGUGGGUACGGUCAGCAGGGAGAUGACGGCUACCCCAGGCGGAGGGCCGCGCCGCCGAGCCCCAGUCCCUACGGGGACAUGUCCCGCCGCAGCAGACAGCGGUCGGACAGCCCCUACGGCAGACACAGGUCCUCCAGCUACGAGAGGGACAGCAGCCCCUACUCGAGGAGACGCUCCAUCAGCCCCUAUGGUACCCGCAGGUCCUCCAGCACCAGCCCCAUGUCUCGAAGGAUGCUGGCUGCAGGAGACAGGAAAUUGUCCCAACCACACAAAGACAAAAGCCUGAGGGUGAGAAAGUUGAAGGAGGCAGAUCUCGAAAGAUGCAGACGCUCAGGCCGAUCCAGGAGUCGCUCACCUCUGCAGUACUCCUCGUCUCACCGCUCCUCCUCCCGCUCCCACACUAAGAGGCAUUCGUCCUCCGGUGGAGCAGGGACCAGUUCCCACAGCAACAGGCCAGCCAGCCGCUCCCCUCCCUCCUCCCGCCUGCCGCUAAACUCCAGCCUGGGGGCAGAGCUGAGCCGAAGGAAGAAGGAGCGCCAGGCUGCCGAGGCGGCUGCUCGUGCCAGCGGCGGCGGCGCUUCCCCUCUCCCGCCGGCACGUAAAGCCGUGGUCCCCCCUUCCUCGCGGCCCGCUAAAGCUGAGGCUCCACAGCCAGAAAGAGACUCUGCGGCAGAACCCCAGCCCCCACCACCUGCACAACUACCCCAGGACGUUCCCAGUGCUGAAGAACAGGCUCCCGCUGCUUCUCUUCCUCCUUCCACCUCCUCACCUGCACCACCUCCUCAACCCUCUCCCCCUGUGCCGCCUGGUUCAACCACCCAGAUUCCACCACCGCCACCUCAGGCAGACAUAAGUAUUCAGCCUCCUGCACCCUCCACCGCAUCCCAGGCCAGAUCGCCGGCUCCAGUUCCCACUCGCAGCCCCGUCCGCCAGACCCCGCUCCACAAGACGUCGACUCUGCCCCUGCUGCCUUUACCACCUCUACUGCUGGGAAACACUCAGGACAGUCCAAAGAAGUCCACCCCUCCUCACAGGCCAUCCAGGAAGGAGAAGGAGAAGGAAUCUCGUAGCCGGCCAUCCCUCAUCGACCUUCCUUUACCGCCCACCCUGGCUGGAGGUCAUUCCUCACCCCCACAGUUCACGAUCCGCCAGCCUCCUCUGCUCCCCCAGACGACCCUAAAGAAGAGACCAAAGAUUUGUUGCCCGCGAUAUGGUGAGCGCAAACACACCGUGAGUGACUGGGGCAAACGCUGUGUAGAUAAAUUCGAUAUAAUUGGCAUCAUAGGGGAAGGCACCUAUGGUCAAGUGUACAAGGCCAAGGACAAAGACACCGGUGAGCUGGUAGCUCUGAAGAAAGUGCGUUUAGACAAUGAAAAAGAGGGAUUCCCAAUCACAGCCAUCAGAGAGAUCAAGAUCCUGCGGCAGCUCAAACACCGAAGUGUUGUCAACAUGAAGGAGAUUGUCACCGACAAGCAGGAUGCACUUGAUUUUAAAAAGGACAAAGGUGCUUUUUACUUGGUGUUCGAGUACAUGGACCACGACUUGAUGGGCCUGCUGGAGUCGGGCCUGGUCCAAUUCUCCCACGAGCACGUCCGCAGCUUCAUGCGGCAGCUGAUGGAGGGCCUGGACUACUGCCACAAGAACAACUUCCUGCACAGAGACAUCAAAUGCUCCAACAUUCUGCUCAACAACAGAGGUCACAUCAAACUGGCUGACUUUGGUUUGGCCCGACUUUACAAUUCAGAGGAAAGUCGACCUUACACUAACAAAGUAAUCACACUAUGGUACCGCCCCCCUGAACUGCUGCUGGGGGAGGAGAGGUACUCUCCCGCUAUUGAUGUCUGGAGCUGUGGGUGUAUUUUGGGCGAGCUCUUCACAAAGAAGCCCAUCUUCCAGGCGAACCAGGAACUCCUGCAGCUGGAGCUCAUCAGCCGUCUGUGUGGCAGCCCCUGUCCUGCGGUCUGGCCCGAUGUCAUCAAACUUCCCCUCUUCAACACCAUGAAACCCAAGAAGCAGUACAGACGGCGACUACGGGAGGAGUUUGCCUUUCUACCAACUCCUGCCCUCGACUUGCUGGAACGAAUGCUGACCCUUGACCCUGCGCGGCGCUGCACCUCGGAGCAGGCGCUCCACAGUGACUUCCUGUGUAACGUGGAGCCCAACAAGAUGCCACCACCAGAUCUUCCUCACCACCAGGACUGCCACGAGCUGUGGAGUAAGAAGAGACGGCGCGCGCGUCAGAGCGGGCAGCCCGAAGAUGUGCCUGUGCCCAAAGUGCCCCGCAAAGAUGCGACUGGGACCUCGAGCGGAGAGAACAGUCGGCCCCAGGCCAGCCCUGCUGGAGCCCCUCCCCCUCCCCCUCCGCCAGGAAAACCGCCCUCCGCAGUGAACUUAGAGAGCCUGGGAGCUGUCGCCGAGCAGUUGAACCAUACGGAGCUGGCGGUGCUGCUAAACCUCCUCCAGGGACAGGCGGACAUGAGCCUGCCCCAGGUAGCCCAGCUCCUCAACCUGCCCAAUCAAGAGGCCCUCAGCCAAUCGCUGUCGGCCCUCACCGAGGCCUCUGACCACCAGGGGGCCCCGUCUGCCGCCAGGUCCCAACCCCCGGAGCCGCCCCCCGAACCCCCGGAGCUCUCGCCGGCGCCCGUAGAGCCGCCGCUCAGCCAGGAAGACCAAGCAAACCUGCUGGCUCUCCUUUUGGGCCACAUCAUUAAGCCUCAGGAGGAAGGUGAUGAGAGCAAUGGCGUCCAAUCAGAGGAGGCACUAACACGCGGCUCGUCCGCCUCAACUACUGAUCACAAGGACGGAGCAGUGUCCAAAAGGAAACGGGCCGGUCCCAACCAGCAGGUGCCUCCGUCUGGCGAGCAGCGUCCGCCCUCUCCGCCCGGGCCGCCUCCAUCAUCGGCUCUGCUCCCCGGCAACGCUCGGCAGGCCGGUUCGGAAACCCAACCCGGCCAGGACAUUAGCCCCGCCGUGGCUGCCGCCUUGCUCCAGCUCAUCUCCCAACAGGACUCGGAGGCCGGGGCCUCUCAGCGCAGCAGCAAGGACCCCUCUCCGGCGGUGGACGCCGGGGCCCGGGGUCGGUCCCCGCCGCCCUGGGCCGCAGACUCUCCGCCUAAACCUCCUGCUGCAGCUGAGGCCCCGGCAGGACUGGUGGCUGCCGCCACAGCACAAUUCCCUAUGGACCAGGACCUCCGUUUUUCCCACGGAGCCGCCCGCUGACACUGGAAUCAUGGGAUUGGCUCCAGCAGUCGUGGUCCUUGAAGGGAAAGACAGGAGGGAGAGUGAGCAAAGGUAGUGGAAGUUGAAUCAAAAGAUUCUGAGAAUGAAUGUCUUGACAGAAAAGAGAUUUAAGGGCCUUGUUUCAGGUAAGCCUCCCUUGAAACACCUCUGCCCCUUUUGAACAAGCCCACAUGUUGUUAUGGCGGAAGCGCUCGGACCUGCGGUCGGUCACCACCUCGCUCUUUCGUCUCCGCCGAGGGUCCUGACUUGAAUGAAGUUUGGCUUUUCAAAUUGAGUUGGCCGUGCAGCCGGCGCUCAACUUUGACAGCGGCUGUGAUCUCGAUCCUUUCCUUCCCCCUCCCUAAACAAAUGAUUGUCGUGUCCACUGCAGUGCCCACUUUAAACAAGGUUGGCAGUGUUUUCCGGGGAAACGGAGUCAGUGCGACGGUGCCGUUAAAGCAGAAGGUGAAUCAAACGCAUGGGUAGAUUUAAGGGCAAGCGCGUGCACUGAUAAGAGCGGUUGGACGACCUUGUUGAACCUUGUCUAGCUCCCCUGCUUUCAGCUUGUGCCUCCUUUAGUGACCCCAACGACCCCUGAAUGAUCUCGCCCUAGUGGUGGCGGGGGGGGGAGUUUGGGUUUCUGAGUUUCUGCUAAGGGGUGAGACACCUACAACUGUGCACAUCUGCAGGACUGCAUAUCUUCUUUUUUCUCAAUUUAACCCAAAGGCUGUUCCAUGAUAUAGUCCAUCUGCCAUCGACACGGCCCAACUGCAACGGUGUUUCUCAGCAACAUCUAAAGAUUUUCUUCCUCUUACAUAACAGGAAACCUCGAUGUUGUAACAAACCCUAAGCCUGUAGUAAUUAUGUUAACGUCUGACAUAUGGAUUAAAACCACAACAUCUUGACGCAAGUCCUCCAUAAUACAACAUAAUGCUGUUCUGCUAGUUGACGUAUAAAGCUAGAAACACACACACUCAGAACUGACUUGUCCUGCGUUUACCUGGUGGCCUCUGAACGCCUCGUCCUGAUAUGUCAGCCCUCUCGCCUCCCCUUCUUUUUUCCUCCUUUUUUUUGGCGCAAUUAUUUUCUACGUAAAGAAAAUGAUACACGCUUAAAAAAAUAAAAUAAAAUAAUAAUGGUCCAUGGUUUCAUUUUCCGUAUUUUUUUCUUUUGGUAAAAGGAAAGGGGAGGAGAAGGUGGUUUCAUGUAUCUGUAUAAAAGAAAAAAAAUAUUUUGUAAUAUGUGUAUUCUUGGUUCAGUUUAUUAAAGGAAGCUGUGCGACCAGUCGAA
Scophthalmus maximus (turbot) is the source of this 6337-nucleotide messenger RNA. RefSeq names its product cyclin-dependent kinase 12 (gene cdk12). The transcript has 15 exons. The record is from RefSeq and is a predicted model, not a curated record. NCBI's taxonomy places the organism in Eukaryota, Metazoa, Chordata, Actinopteri, Pleuronectiformes, Scophthalmidae. The coding region runs from base 878 to 5047 and encodes 1389 amino acids. Gene Ontology annotation, molecular function: cyclin-dependent protein serine/threonine kinase activity; ATP binding; RNA polymerase II CTD heptapeptide repeat kinase activity. Gene Ontology annotation, biological process: transcription elongation by RNA polymerase II; positive regulation of transcription elongation by RNA polymerase II; protein phosphorylation. Gene Ontology annotation, cellular component: cyclin/CDK positive transcription elongation factor complex; nucleus.